Messenger RNA from Diaporthe amygdali, 1443 nucleotides. RefSeq lists its product as uncharacterized. NCBI's taxonomy places the organism in Eukaryota, Fungi, Ascomycota, Sordariomycetes, Diaporthales, Diaporthaceae. Bases 1 to 1443 code for a protein of 480 amino acids. The record is from RefSeq and is a predicted model, not a curated record. The transcript has a single exon.
AUGGCAGACAACAAUACACCCGAGAAGACAAACGCGUCCAGCCAGAAUCAGUCCUCAAACUCUUUCCCAAUUGAGAACGGUCCAGGUGACAACGGCCAAGUGGACACCAACCCAUCGCCGCUCAGAAACAACAGCUUCACCCUCGCUGCCACCGAUUCUCGCUCGUCCAACCUGAGAUUCGGUGCCAUAGGUGGUCCAACUACGCCCGUUCGCGCACCUCAGCCUAUAUCUUCCACUCGGCCUGCCUCUCUCGCGUUCCAACAUGUCACCAGUAUUGACAAUCUUGGCGUCGAUGUCGCCAACGAGAGGAACCUCGCGUCAACCCGUCCCGGCCAAUCAUACGUAACCAGCUUGACCUCUUGGCGACGCGGCUCUGGCGAGGCUGCAGCCGCGUCGCCCUCCUACAAACAGGAUUACCAACAAGUUCAGCGCGAAAUUCACGUUGGCACUCCGGACGAAAGCAACGUGAAUGCACUUGCGCCUUAUCUUAGGCGUGAGGAGGAAAUGUUACAGAAUUUUCAGCAGCUCCGACUCCAGCAGCAGCCACCACAGCAGCCCCAACAGGCGCUGCAUAGUCAACCGCCGCCUGGUUUUGGAUCAAUCGAGGGCUUCGACCCCGGUUUCGAUGAUCCUAUGAGAACCGGCGGUCGAUCGAGGGGAUUCCGUCCGAUGAACUCGAAACUCUUUCCGGACGCUGCCAAUAAGCCACUCACCGACGAAGAGAAGGCUUAUCGAGAUGCGCUCGGUAUCUCCCAUAACUACCAAGGAGAGGUUACAAACCCUGCGAAUAUCUCGGCAGAGAUCCCCGACGAGUUGAAUUGCGCAGUGUGGAUCACCGGUCUGCCGCGCGACUGCUCAUACAAGGACCUCUUGGGGACUAUCGCUAUGCAUCGCCCAGGCAAGGUGUAUGCAAGCUUCAUCUCGCCUCCGAAGCCCGGCCCCGGUCACCUCCUAAGCCACAACACCUCGGCCGCAAAGAUCAUCUUCUACAAGCCCGCCGAAGCCCGGAACCUGCUGAGAGUUGCCGGCGAGGGAAGACUUAUCGUGCGGAACCGCAGGGCGCGCGCCGUGCCAAACCGCAUCAAGACGGGGGAGCAUAGUCACAAGAGGGGAACCUCGCGCUGCAUCGUCAUCAAGGGCCCUGCAACAAUCGUGAACGAGCCGAGUCUGUAUCAGUCCUUCGAUGCGAGGUUCCAGUUCCAUACGGAAGAGGUGUUGUUCCUUGAACCGAAAAUGGAACCCGAGGGCUUGAUGCACCAGAUCGAGUGGCGUUUCAGUUCGCAUCGGGCGCAGGCUGAGUCGGCUCACAAGCUCAUCACGCUCGAGUGCCCCGGCGUUGAGGUCAUAUACGCCCCCGAUCCUUGUGCACCCAUAGAUACGUCCCCGGUCCCUGCACCCGUAGACCAAGGACUCUUAGGGUUGGACAUAGGUCAAGGGCUCUGA